Culex pipiens pallens (northern house mosquito) is the source of this 5718-nucleotide messenger RNA. RefSeq names its product mitochondrial carrier protein Rim2-like. The record is from RefSeq and is a predicted model, not a curated record. Gene Ontology annotation, cellular component: mitochondrial membrane; mitochondrion. Gene Ontology annotation, molecular function: pyrimidine nucleotide transmembrane transporter activity. Gene Ontology annotation, biological process: pyrimidine nucleotide import into mitochondrion; mitochondrial transport. The transcript is spliced from 6 exons. Bases 957 to 2072 code for a protein of 371 amino acids. Lineage: Eukaryota; Metazoa; Arthropoda; Insecta; Diptera; Culicidae.
CAACCAGCAACCAGUUCGGACGUGAAAUUCGUAUGUGCUCGCAAGAAAGCAAAAAUAAAUAUAAGCGAAAAAAUCGUACGUGUUCUGAUAAAGUGAAGAGGAAAAAAAGUAAAGCAAAGUUAAUCGAAAGUGAUUGAUGCAAAUUAAACUCUGUAUUUGAGAGAGUGGCAAGAAGAAUCAACCUCGUUGUUGUUGUUAUUGUGAUUGACCGCGAGAGCGCCUGUGUGUUGUUAAAUACGGCAAGUGGCCGGAGAAUCGGCUCAGUUUCCUUGCACCCUCGGAACUAAUCGCACAACAGCAGCAGCAGCAGCAACCAAACCUAACCUCACUUUUCGCCGUCGGCCGUCUGUCAUCCGGGAGAGAGAGAUUUCACCAUCGCAGGACUCGUUGGUUUUCUGUGGCUCUGGCCUUGUUUUGGUGUCUUUUCGUGUUUACUUUCACCAAAUUAAACUUCAUCAAAAAGAACAGAACCAGUCAGAAUUCGGAAAACCGGUUCCAUCGGCAGCAGAAGCAGCUCUGAUUACAUCACAGAGAGCUCGCGGCUCCGCCGGAGCUGAGCGCGAGGAGCGCCAGUGCUUCGCCCCUCCUCAUCGCAGGGGGCCCGUGCUGAUAUUUCCAGUUUCAGUGAACGACGUCUGAGGGGGGAAAAAGUAUGUGACUGUAGUUCGUUCCGUGGCCUACUUGAGAAGCAACAAAAAACGGUUCGGGUUUAAAUCAGAAGAAUACGGAAAUUUGUUUUUAUCACGAAAAUUUUACGUCGUGAAAGAAUAAUAACGAUUUCGGGUAGUAAAAAACGUAAAAAAAAAAUUGUGCGCGCCCUUACGUUGGUAUUGUGCGACGAAGAGAGCAAGAAAAGUUAACUUUCGUUGCUGUGUUGGUGUGUUAAUUUUCGUAAUACACGGUUAAGGGAAGAAGUAAAGAAAAAAAAAACAAAAUAUCAGAAAUUUUUAAAAAGUAUGUCAAAUCGUGAGCGAGAUACAUUAAUUCAUCUUUUCGCUGGAGGUAUCGCAGGUACUGCUGGCGCCGUGGUAACAUGCCCGCUGGAAGUGGUCAAAACGCGUCUCCAAAGUUCGUCCGCCUCGUUCAUCAGCGUGCCGCCGCGUAUCGUGACCGAUCAUCACGGCGCCGGUAAGUUGUCCUCGUCGUCGUGCGGAUCGAACGAGCAUCUGCGCAGCAACAGCAACUCCGCCGAGCACCAUUCCAGACAGCGGGUAUGCGCUAGCACGCUGCUGAGCCGCCGCCGGCCAUCGAUCCUCGCCAUCCCGCAGUGUGGCCUCUCGACGUCGGUCCAGUCGAUCUCGAUCUGGCAAUGCCUGAAGCACAUCGUCCAAAACGAGGGCGGUCGCGCCCUGUUUAAGGGCCUCGGGCCGAACAUUGUCGGCGUGGCGCCGUCCCGUGCGAUCUACUUUUGUGCGUACUCCAAGGCCAAAAAUGCGCUGAACACGGUUGGCAUCAUCCCGGCCAACUCGCCGCUCGUGCACAUCAUGAGUGCGUCCUGCGCCGGCUUCGUGUCCGCCACGCUCACCAACCCGAUCUGGUUCGUCAAGACGCGCCUCCAGCUGGACUACAACGCCAACGCGAAGCAGUCCGUGUCGGAGUGCGUACGCCGGAUCUACGCGACGCAGGGCCUGACCGGGUUCUACAAGGGCAUCACCGCCAGCUACGUCGGAAUCUCCGAGACGGUCAUCCACUUUGUGAUCUACGAGGCGCUCAAGAAGAAACUGAACGAGAUGCGCGACACCAGCCCAGGAGACGACAAGACUUCGCGCGACUUUCUGGAGUUUAUGGCGGCCGGGGCGACCUCCAAGACGAUCGCGUCGGUGGUGGCGUACCCGCACGAGGUGGCCCGGACCCGGUUGCGCGAGGAGGGCAACAAGUACCGCAGCUUCUGGCAGACGAUUCACACGGUGUGGAAGGAGGAGGGCAAGGCGGGACUGUACCGUGGCCUCGGCACGCAGCUGGUCCGACAGAUCCCGAACACGGCCAUUAUGAUGGCCACGUACGAGGCCGUCGUGUACGUGCUGUCCAACCAGUUCAACAACCCGGCCGGCAACCUGAUGGUGGGCAACUGAGAGCAGGCCGAUGGCGGCGGGACCGAUACUGGCUAUCGGUUCCCGGCGCUGGCCACGCUGCUUGAACGCGCUCGCGUUGCCGAGGAGGAGGACGUCGUCACCUCGGGGACCACCGCCUUCGAGGUCGAGCUCGAGUCGGCGUUCAUUGUACAUUGUAUUAGUGAUUUCUUCGUAGAUCUGUAAGGAUCUACCGCGGAAGGUACGAACGAACGCGUGAGGAGGGAGGGUCAUUGGAUUGUUGUUUUUUUACACGCGCGCCCUCCGCAGAGAAAAAUUGUUAAACAUAUUUAUAUACACAAACACUCAAUUGAUUAUUAUAUUUCUCAAAAAUGCGAACAAAAUUCUGUAGUUUGUAAGAAAAGCGCAAACACAUCGAGCGUUGGUUUCGAUGAUUUCGCCAAAUUUCCUGUUGUACAAGUGAGAAAAGAUUACAAAAAAAGAACACACACAAAAAUCUUGAACGAUUGUGAGACUGACUGUGAAAUUUUGUUUUGUUUUUGCAAAAUGUUAGUUUAACUUGUUUUUGUUUCGUUUAUUCGCAUAUUAUUUUCGGUUCUACGGAAAAGAGAGAUUUUUUUUCUGUUUGCAAUCCCUAAUUUGCUUCGCCCGCUAGUUUGUAAGCAAUUCACCCCAAAUUAGUCAAGAAGCACCAAGUCGCUUGAAAAAAUUAUAUUAAUUUUUGACUCGGGCUUCCUUAAUUCACAUGUAAUGCUUUAUCGUAAAACAAAACCUUCUAGUUCAAAUAAAUACGCAAUAGAAACUCCAAGUCGACCAAAUCAAAGGGAAAGGGGGGCAUCUUCCAACUGCAACGCGAGCCAAUUAACGCACAUCUAGAGCACUUUUAGGGAUUCUGAUUUGUGGUUAAUUGAGAGAGCUGAUUGUCAGGGUGGUCACUUAAGUCCAGAAUUCAAGAAAACAAAAUAAUCUCAAAAUUAAUCGCAAAAAAUACAAAACUCACUUCUAAAAACAUGUGUGAAAAAACUGCAUAAAGUGAUCAACUCUUGUUAUUUUAAUUUUUAUAUUUUUAGCUUUGAUUUGUCAAACAUGAAAAAAUUACAAAAAUAUCAAAAUUACUCGAAAAUAAAAAUCUGCCAAAAUUAAAAAAAAAGCAAAAAGCAUAAUUUGCUAAAAAUAACAAAAUUUGAAAAAAAAAUAACAUAAUUUGUCAAAAAAUAACAAAAUUUGAAAAAAUAGCAAAAUUUGUAAAAAAAUAACAAAUUCUGUAAAAAAAUGUAAAAAAUAUUAAAAAUAACAUAAUUUGUUAAAAAUAGCAUAAUUUGUCAUUUUUGCUUGCUAAUUUUUACAAAUUUUGUUAUUUUUGACACACUUUGUUAAUUGUGACUAAUUUUGUUUUUUUUUACUUAUUUUGUAAAAUUUAACAAUUUUUGUUAUUUUUGACACAUUUUGUUAUUUUUUUUGACAAAUUUUGUUAAUUCCAACAGUUUUUAUUUUAUUUUAUCACGAUUUGUUAAGUGUUAUUUUUGAUAAAUUUUGUUAUUGUUGUUAAAUUUAGCUUUUUUUAACAAUUUUUUUUAAUUCUGACAGAGUUUGUUAUUUUUGACACAUUUUGGUAAUUGUGACAAAUUAUGUUAUUUUUGACUUAUUUUGUUAAUUUUAACAAAUGGUGUUAUUUUUGACGCAUUUUACCUAGAAUAUUUUUUCACAAAUUUUGUUAUUUUGACAAAUUUAGCAAUUUUCAAAAAAAAAUUGUUUUUAUUUUUUACAUAACAUGUUAUUUUUGACAGAUUUUGUUAUUUCUAACAAAUUUUGUUAUUGUUGUUAAAUAUUGUUUUUUGUUGUCAAAUUUAGUAAAUUUUGAAAAAUUUCGUUUUUUUACAAAUUUUUUUAAUUUUGACAAAUUUUGUUAAUGUUGACUAACUUUGUUAAUUUUGACAAAUUUUGUUAAUGUUGACGAACUUUGUUAAUUUUGACAAACUUUGUUUUUGUCAAUUUGUUAUUUUUGUUAAUUUUGAUUUUUUUUGUUAAUUUUGACUUUUUUUUUUAAAUUUUGACACAUUUUAUUAAUCUUAUAAAAAAGUAAUUUUAGACAUUUUUUUUAUUUUUAAAAUUUUUAUUAUUUUUGACAAAUUUUGUUAUUUUUUGUGAAAUUUUGUUAUUUUGACAUAUUUUGCUAUUUUGACAUAUUUUGCUAUUUUGACAUAUUUUGCUAUUUUGACAUAUUUUGUAUUUUUUAACAAAUUGUUAUUGUACAAGCUUUGUUGUUUUUGACAAUUUUAUUUUACGGACUUGUUAUUCUUUUUACAAAUUUUGUUAUUUUUGAAUUAAUUUGUUAGUUUUGACAUUUUUUUUUAAAUUUUCGGUUUUAUGUAAUUUUGGAAAAGUUUUGUAAUUUUUCACAAAUUUAAUAAUUUUUGACAAAUUUUGUGAUUUCAGACAUUUCUUUUAUUUUUGCCAUUAAUGAUUUUUAUGCUGUUAUAGGACGCGUUUUUUCUUUUGUUUUUCGAACAGUUUUAGAAGAUUUCAAAUCCUAUUAAUUUUCUGAAAAUAUGAGAGCAAACAGAAAAUUUCAAUAAAUAAAUUUCAGUGGCCACCCUGCCAGAUUUUGAUUUGUGAUUGAUGAAAAGAGAAAUCUGAUUGCGCACAGCACAAAAGAAAUCAUUUGAACUGGAAGUGUGCAGAAUGAAGCGCUAGUAAAGUGAACGGAAAUUACAGUUUUUGUACGGCUUCUUACAAUUGUUGUUUUGUAAAUAUUAGGUUUCUAGCACUAGAACACUCAUACUGGUACUUGAGCGUAGAGUGAAUUGGUUAAAGCAACUUUUAGUCAGUUGAUUUUCUCGGCUGGGCAAAACUUGUUUACUAGCAGCAUUUAUGUAUACUUGUUUAGUAUUUUGGUAAUGAAAGUAAAUUUUGGGUUCUAAAAAGCACAGAAAAUCUGCGGGAAAGGGAAAUUAGCGACAACAAUUUUGCCGGGCUAGAAAAUGUCUAGACACUCUGUGAUUUACAUUAUAUUAACCAUAUUAUAUUUAAGAAAGAGAGUAACAAACAAACUUGUGGUACGCGUAUAUCAAAUAGUCGUAUUGUAUGUCUUAAUCAGGAACAGAAAGGAAUUUUGACUAGCAUUACCUAGAACUGAUUACAGCUCUCGUGAGCCUACCUUUAACCCCCACACUGAAAACAAAUUGAAACCGAAAUCAAAGCUUCGUCGUAAUGUCACAGUGCUUAAACUGAACCUUUCCCACUUAACUUAAAAGGGCGCGAUUUUAAACAAAAAAACUAGAAAACACAAAUUACGUUAACAAAACAGUUAAAAAAGUACAACGAAAAAAAAUCGCAUUACAAAUAGCAAACAGACAAAUACCGAAGAAAGUUGUGCCAAGAUUUAGAAGCGUAGUAGCGGAGGUCUGACCUAUCUCAACGGCGGCAAAGCCGGCUGACAGUUGACAAAGUGGCGCUGGACGACCGCCAACGUGCGGUCAAUGGCCGGCGGCGUUGUCGUUGGGAAGAUGAAAAAAAAACGCGCAAUUUGAACACGUACUAAAAAUGCUAAAGAUAGUUUGAUGAUGGGAAAGGGCGUUUUACACUGAGAGAGAUAGAGGGAAAAAAGAUAUGAAAAAGCGAUAAAAAAAUAAACACAAAUAAUUUUAUUUAUCAAGUUACAAGUGAAUUGUACCAUUUGAAAAAAGCG